AUGACGCUCGACACUCGCAGUCACAUGCUGCAGCAGCAGCAGCACCACCACCACCAUCAGCUCAGGCACCUCAACGUGCACCACUCUAAACCUCAGCGCGUCGUGAAACGCCAGUCGGCUUCCACCAUUGACAACUCGGCCAAAUGCCUUGCUGGUGGUCUCUACGUCACCCCUUCCAGCGGUCAGGAGAUCCAGGUCACCAACGUCACCGACAUUCGUUGGGAUCAGUCGUGUCUCGACAACACGGUCUCCAAAAUCGACAUCUACGUCUACUCUCCCUCGAUGCCCAACCAGUACCUCCCCAUCCACGUCUUCCAGGGCAUCCCCAAGUCUCAGCAGCUCUACGAGACCAAGCUUGACCCUCGAUGGUGGGGUCGCGACCUGAGCCACAACUCGUCGGUUCCAGUUUCGUUCAACAUUGUCCCCUCGGGAAACGAGCCUUGGGACUCGUCCAACCCCAUGGGCCCCACCUUUAACGCCAUCUACGACGUCCCCAACCAGGGAGCCUCCAAGGCUGAGUCGUUCUUUGGCAAGCUUUCCAACUCGGUCAAGACGGCUUUCCUCGAGAACGGCCACCUUACCCCAGCAGGUAAGACCGCCGCCAUUGUCUGCCCUCUCGUCGUGUUGGCUGUCGUGCUCGGUCUGGUCAUCCGCCGUCUGCACAUCAAGCGUCACAACAAGACCGUCGACUGGGCCGAGCACAUGGACAAGCGCAUGAGCAGGAUCUCGGUCGACUGGACUUCGGGAGGUGACGGUUCCGCCGGUCCCGUUCCUGGUACUCGCCCCGCCUCGUUCCUUUCGCGCCCUUCGCGAGAGCUGGAUGUUAACGGAAACUUUGCCGGACGUGGCGCUGGUGCGCGCCUGCCCCGACAGAUGGAAGACAUUACGCCUGUUUUCGCCACCGAAGACGAGAUGCGCGAGGCCAUGCCCCGCGGACUCUCGAUGUACGAAGAGGGCAAUCGCACCUCGCGCAUCUCGUUCGCCGACACUACCCGCGGCGACCGUGUCUCGCGGAUCAGCUACGCCAACUCGAGCGAUGCGCAUGGUCGAUCGUCGUCGCAUCUGCCUCGCGUUGGUCAGCAGAGCAACGCGCGCCGUUCGCAGCUCGUCGACUCGUACUAUGACCCUGAUGCACCUGCCGUGCCCCACCUCGACGCCCGUUACCGUGCUAGCCAGGAUGCUGCGCGUCGUUCAUCGCGCUUCUCGGAUGGACUUGUUUAUGCCGAGACGGAUGAGGACGACGAGGUGCUCAUGAGUCCCACGCAAAAUGAUGGUCCUCGCGCUCUUGGCACUGGCGAUGUGGACCGCAUGCGACAAAGCCUCGACGCCAACGCACGCAACUCGAUGCUCGCCUACCCGGCAUUGAGCAUGGUUCAGUCGGGUCGGGAGGGUAGCGAUGGCAACAACAUGUUUGACGGUCCCACGCAGGUCUCGAAAGGCAGCCAGGAUGCGUACAUCAACCACGAGCACUACGCUGAGACUGGCAAGGGAGGUGUAUCGGCACAGACGGGCAUGGCACCUCCGUCGAACUUUGCAUCGCCAGACGAGGCGAUGAAGCACUAUGCUUCGCUUCGCGCCAACGCCAACGCCAACGCCAACUCGAACUCGAACUCGGCAAUGACGGAUGGGAGCGCCCCAAGCUCGAGGUCGCUUUACACGCCGAAUGGUGCUCACAUGUCGGUCGCUGGCUCCUCGUUGAACGAGGAGGAGGUGGUCGGCUACAAUGAGAUGAUUGACCAUGGCAACCAGUCUCGUUAA
Mycosarcoma maydis (corn smut) is the source of this 1758-nucleotide messenger RNA. RefSeq lists its product as uncharacterized. NCBI's taxonomy places the organism in Eukaryota, Fungi, Basidiomycota, Ustilaginomycetes, Ustilaginales. The transcript has a single exon. The record is from RefSeq and is a predicted model, not a curated record. The coding region runs from base 1 to 1758 and encodes 585 amino acids.